CUACUCUUUUGUAGUGGUAGUUGGGCGAUUGACAUUUGGCAUGGCAUUAGCAUGACCUCUCUUCCUCUCUAUAGAUACAAAGCUGCUGCUCCCAUCCAAACGAGAUGAGAGUGAUGAUUGGUAGGAGAUGGAUGGGUUCAUCCUCCUCCUCCUCCUCCUCUUCCUGCUCCAGAUGGAAGGUUUCCACGUACACCAAUCACUGGUAGCGGUAGCGCCUUCUUCUGAAUCCUGUACUGCAGUGUCAAGCAGCGCGUGCAACUCUCAACGCAGGCUAGGUGGUAGAUAAGCUGCUAGGCAGGCUGCAGGUGGUGCGUUGUUGUCGUCUCUGCUGUCACGUACAAUCGUGUAGAGGGCGGAUGGUCAUCAUAGCCGGGAUGCUCCCCGGCGUGGAGUGCGCGCGGCGGCGGCGCCUGCGGCAGGGCGGGUCGUCCGGCGCGGCAGAGGCGCCGUGCGGGACUCGGCGGCCGUCCUUCUGCCUGUACGCCGGCGGGCAUGACCAUGCCCACCUUGGCUCGUCAGGUCCCAAGGAGAGGAGCAAGGAGAUGGCGCGCGCGUGGACGCUGGACAGCAACGCCCGGGAGGCGAAGGAGAGGCUGGAUCAGAAGCUGAGGAGCCAGAGAGGCUCUGUAGUCAAGAGGCAUCAGAGCAUGGGCACCGUGCGGCCCCCGACGACGAAACCACACGCCACGAGCAGCGGCACCGACGGCGACAGCAACAACUCGGCUACUGCCACGACGAUCUUGUGCGCGCUGCAGCGGGAGGUGUUCUCGAAGAACGGAGGUGGCGCGGCGCGGCGUCGGUUCAGCUGGAGCUGGCUGGGGCGGAGGGCGGCGCCCGCGGAGGCAGAGGGGUGCGCGGUGUGCCUGGAGGAGCUCCGCGCGGGGGACGUGCUGGUGCACCUGCCCUGCGCGCACCGCUUCCACUGGUCCUGCGCCGUGCCCUGGGUCCAGGCCACCUCGCGCUGCCCCGUCUGCCGCGCCCAAGUCCACCUGGCCUCCGCCAACUAGCGCUCGCCCCGGAGCUGCCUCGCUGGGGCAGCUACCCGCCGAUACGUUCCAUCGCUGGUCUGCUCCGCGCGGCGGGAGGGCCAUGUAGGAGGCGAGGCGAGGCUGCACACGGUGCACGCGCCGCGUCCGCGUGCAUGGAACAACCAUACCAGGGACGCGCGCGCGCAUGGGACGGCAGGAGCCGGAGUGGAUGCCUUGUGUCCAUGACGGUUUGGACGUGUGGAGAGAUCCUCUGAGACGUCGCUGCUGCUGAUACACAGAGCCCAUUCUCGAGGUUUAUUAAGAGUUGGCUCACGUAUCAGCAGCAACGCCAAGGUCACGCGUGCAGUUGGACGCAUGGGUUGUGCUGUGCCACUGCCCACUAGGGCGUGUCUGUUCGGUGGUUGGUUGCCGUUCCGUUGCGUCCGAUGUACAGAUCGAUCGUGCGGUGGUGGGGUAGGCUGUGGACGCCGAGAUGCAUGCACGAAUCCUGACCUCGUAGCGUUCAAUAGCAGGAGCUCAUACGGCAUGAAGCAUCUCAAUUUCAGUGCCGUAAGAAUCCACUGCUACCGCUGCAUUUCUUUCCUCGCCAUUAUGUCCUCUUCACGUCUCAUAGUAUAACCUUUUAUAUCU
Messenger RNA from Phragmites australis (common reed), 1619 nucleotides. Its product is annotated as E3 ubiquitin-protein ligase EL5-like. Bases 357 to 1007 code for a protein of 216 amino acids. The record is from RefSeq and is a predicted model, not a curated record. NCBI's taxonomy places the organism in Eukaryota, Viridiplantae, Streptophyta, Magnoliopsida, Poales, Poaceae. The transcript is spliced from 3 exons.